This is a messenger RNA of Toxotes jaculatrix (banded archerfish), 1521 nucleotides long. Its product is annotated as flavin-containing monooxygenase FMO GS-OX4-like. The transcript has 8 exons. The record is from RefSeq and is a predicted model, not a curated record. Bases 1 to 1299 code for a protein of 432 amino acids. Lineage: Eukaryota; Metazoa; Chordata; Actinopteri; Toxotidae. Gene Ontology annotation, molecular function: flavin adenine dinucleotide binding; N,N-dimethylaniline monooxygenase activity; NADP binding.
AUGACCAAGGUGCGGGUGGCAGUAAUUGGAGCUGGGGCGUCCGGGCUGUGUGCAGCCAAACACAUCCUGACAAGUCCAAACUGCUUCGCCCCACCAGUGGUGUUUGAGCUCAGCGGCAACAUUGGCGGCACUUGGGUGUACGAUGAACGCACUGGUACACGUGACAAUGGGCGGCCGAUCCACAGCAGCAUGUACAGAGACCUCAGGACCAAUGUGCCCAAAGAGGUGAUGAAAUUUCCCGAUUUCCCGUUUGAGCCUCAGGAGAAAAGCUUCCUGUCUCACCAGGAAGUUCUCAGAUACCUGGAGAGUUACUGUGACAGCCACAACAUCCGGCCUCACAUCCGGCUCAACACAGUGGUGGAAAAUGUGAAGCCUGUUGUCAUGACAACAGAGGGAGAGGAGGAGGAGAAGACAGUAUGGGAAGUGACAUCAUCUGACUCGUCAGGUUGUUGGAAAACGGAGACCUUUGACGCGGUCUUUGUCUGCACAGGGCACUUCUCAGACCCUCACAUCCCAGACAUACCGGGGAUAGAGAACUUUAAAGGAAAGGUACUCCACAGCCAUAACUACAGGUAUGCCGAGCCGUUCUCAGGUCAGUCUGUGGUGGUUCUCGGAGCUGGAUUUUCAGGAGUGGACAUUUCCAUUGAACUGACCAAAGUGGAUGCCCAGGUCACUUUGAGUCAUGGCCGCCCUCGCUUUAACUGUCCUUUACCUUCUGGGAUGCAACAAGCCGGUCCGAUCGAGGCUAUCCAGGAGGAUGGCAGCAUUCGCUUCCAGGACGGCUCAGUAAGCGAGGCUGAUGUCCUACUGUUUUGCACUGGGUACAAUUUCAAGUAUCCAUUCCUGGAUGCAGCUCAGCUGGGUGUGGAGAUCCAUGAUCAUCUGAUCACGCCGUUGUACCGCUUACUGAUUCCCCCUGCCUUCCCCACGCUCUUCUUCAUUGGCAUCUGCAAGCUCAUCUGUCCCUACCCCAACUUCUACUGCCAGGUUCGGUUCGCUGUGGCCACGUUGGACGGCACAGUCACUUUACCAACUCGGGCCCAGAUGGAGGACGAGGUCCACCGAGAUAUUCAGGAAAAGUUGGCCCGUGGAGUUAAGCUGCGCCACAUUCUGAGUUUGGACACGGAUCAGUGGGAGUAUUGCCACUCACUGGCUCGCAUGGCCAACUUCCCGCCACUGCCUCCUGUCAUACGCAGCCUCUUUGAGGAGGCAAGGAGGCAGCGUGCCAAAAACCCAGAAAACUACCAGAAUCUCAGAUAUAGGGUGAUCAGUGACUCGCAGUGGGAGCUGAUUGAAUGAUUGAAGAUAGGUCCUUUAGAAUUGAAUGACCUCUUGACCUUUCAUUUUAGCACCACCUUUUAAGCAACCUUUAGAUUUUUAGCUCCACUGCUGAUAAAGCUCUGAGAAUAGAUAGAUCAUUGUUAUGUUAUGUUAUUCAUUUCCAUGUUUAGGGAACUCUUUAAUUUAAAAAAUAUCUCAGACUUAUUUGUUUCAUAUUUAUUAGCUUUAUAUAAAUUAAUU